This is a messenger RNA of Syngnathus acus (greater pipefish), 3456 nucleotides long. RefSeq names its product hyaluronan-mediated motility receptor (RHAMM) (gene hmmr). Lineage: Eukaryota; Metazoa; Chordata; Actinopteri; Syngnathiformes; Syngnathidae. Gene Ontology annotation, molecular function: hyaluronic acid binding. Bases 115 to 3114 code for a protein of 999 amino acids. The transcript has 20 exons. The record is from RefSeq and is a predicted model, not a curated record. Gene Ontology annotation, cellular component: membrane.
UAAAUUUGAAAUUUCAGCGCUGAAACGUCGCUAACUGUUUACUGCUGGCAUUGUGAGCUGCGCUAAACAUUUGGACCACGACUUCGUGAAACAAUCCAAAUCUUUAGAUUCGUAAUGUCUUUCCCGAGAGCUCCUUUGAAAAGGUUCAACGAAGCUGUUGGUUGCGCCCCAGCGCCAGGCAUCUAUGACAUCAAACCUGAAGAACCGAAAGGACCUGCAUCCUUUGAAAAAUCAGAUCGCUUCAAACAUGCUAAGGCCGCUGGGUGUUCAGUGCCUCCUUCGUCACCCUCGAGAAUUCUACUGAUGUCUCCAGUCAGAAGAACAGUAUCUGUUGAUGGAAUGGUCGGGGCGUCAAGUACAAAAAAGAGAGAACAUUCCUUGGAAAUGAAACAGCGUCGAUUAUUGGAGAAAGAGAUCCGCUCACUGGUCCAGCAGAGAGGAGAGCAAGAUCGAAGGUUGUUCUCCCUUGAGGAGGAUUUAAAAAAGGUGGAGGCCAAACUGUUGGCGGCAAUCAGGGAAAAGACCGGUCUCACCGCUAACAUCACCACCCUUGAAAGACAGAGAGCAGAACUAAAGAAAGUCAAUGACUUUUUAAAAAACAAGGUUUCAGCUGACACAACGAAAAAGCGGAUCAAUUCACUUACAAUGGAGUUGAUGGAAGCCAGGAACAGAUUGGACAGCAAAAAUAAGGAGCUAAGUGUUCUACAGCUCAGCUCUGAUGGUCAACUCAAGGUGUCAGAAACCGAUCUCAGAGCUAGCAAGGACACUGUCAAAGCUUUAACAGAGAGGAAUAAUGACUUGGAGGACCUCCAUGAAGUGUUGAAAACCCAAAAUGAGGAGUUUGCACAACAGAAUGGCAGGUUACAUGCUGAGAUUAGGGAACUCCAAGAGGAAAUCAAGGUUGUGCAAGGAUAUCUGGAUGUAUCAAAUGAUCAGAUUCAGGAUCUCCAAUUAAAGCUUAAAGAGACAACACAGCAGGGCAACGUCUUUAACUCAGAGCUGCAGAACAUGAAACACCUUGAGCAGGAGCUCGAACAGUGCAGAGCAAAGCUUGAAAGCACAGAAGUUGCGCUGAGGCAAAAAGAGGAGGAUCUGCUGAAAUGUGAGCUUGAGAUGCAGGCCUCUCAGGAGGCUUUAUCAGAAGUGGAGAGGAUGUUGAUGAGCCAAACGUUAGAGCUUAAGGAGUCCCAAAAGUCACUGAGUGACUUGGAGACGCAAUUGAAGCUCCUCAAUCAAGACGUUCAGGACUCUCAAGCCACAGUUGGUCAGCAGGAGGCUGAACUGAUAUUGCUGCGGGAGGUGCUCCAGAGAACAGAGAGGAAGAUGAGUGAAGAUGUGGCACAUCUUGAAAAUAAGUGUUUGCUUUUGGCAGAGGAGAAAAACACAUUUCAAGAUGAGGGCUUCAGGAGACUGGAGGAGUUGACCACAGAGCUCCAACUGCUGAAGGACACUAACCGAGAUGAGGAAGAGAAAAAGAUUCAGCUCCAGCACGAGCAUGCUUCUCUCACUGAGGAACUGACAAAAGAAAGGGCUCUGGUAGACUGUCUGACUGUGCUGCUUGAGCAAGAGAGGCAGGAGUCAGAGGAGUGCCGAAAUAAGCUGAAUGAGGAGUUGGAGGAGGUGCUGGGAGAGCUGGCUCUCAUGGAGGAACAGGCACAAAGACGAGGUGAAGCAAGGGAACAGAGCCAGGAGGAAGUGAAUGCGAAUGAGAAAGAACUGAGGGAACACUUUGAGCGUGACCUGACAUUGUUGAAAGAGGAACAUUCGGAAUUACAAGAGGCCCACUCAAGCACGUUGAAGAGAAUGGGAGAGAUGUCUACAGAGCUGGAAUGCACCAAAGAUGCCCUGAGGAGCGCAGAGGAAAGCUAUCAAAAAUUGGGGGAGAAGAUGGAAAGAGUGACCCAACAGAUGAAAGAGGAGAUGGACAAAGUGAUUCAACAAAAAGAUGAGGAGCACCAACUAAGACAGAAGAAUUCAGGAGAUUUGCAGGAGGUGCAAGCUCGUCUCGCUCAAAAAGUUCAGGAGAUGCAGGCCUUGGAGGCCAGCCAUGCUGUGAGAAUUUCUCAGUUAGAGCAGGAGCUUCAGCAACAGGCAGAAAGCAAGGAAAAAGCAUUGAGGCAAGUUGAAGAGCAGAAAGGACAGCAUCUUGCUGAGCUUCACUAUCAAGAACAAAUGGCUAAGAAACAGCUUGAGGAAGUUUGCAGGGAAAAGGUGAACGUAAUGGAACAAUUGCUACAAGAAAAAGAGGAAAAAGCUAAAUACCAAACGGAGCUUGAGGCAAAAAGGAUGACACUGGAGGCUGGAAUUAAAGACCACCAACAGUUUAGGUCAGAGGUUUUCAGGCUACAGACUGAGCUCAAUAGACUAGACGAAGAAAGAAGUCGACUUUUCUCUCAAGUUGAACUCUCAGAACAGUCAUUAAUGGAGGCAGAUACAGAGAAGAGGCGGCUUCAAGCUCGCUUGAAUGAAAUUCAGCUCGAGUGUGUGAACCUUCAGGCGCAAACGGCCCUCACAGAGGAGAAGGUGGAGGUUUUGCAGUGUAAAAUGGGAGACCAACAACAAGAGUGGCACGCUCUGCAGCACCAAGUCCAGAUGCUGACUCAGGAGAAGGUCACACUGCAGUGGGAGAUGGACGAGCAGCAACAGAAACUCCAAAAACAAAUAAUUGAAGCAGAAAGUUCUACAAGUCCUGAGACAGAACACUGGAGAUCACAGUAUGAGGAGCUGUUUGCUAAGGUUAAACCCUUCGAGGAGCAGUUGAAUUACUUUGCUGCUGAACGAGAUGCACUCAUCAAUGAAAAUGGAGCAAACCAGGAAGAAAUAAACAAGCUUGCAGAUGCUUACGCUCGUCUGCUGGGUCACCAGAAUCAGAAGCAGAAGAUUAAACAUGUGAUGCAGCUAAAGGAUGAGAAUUUUAACCUGAAACAGGAGGUGCUGAAGCUCCGCUCCCAGUUGAGCCGUCAGAAGAGUAAUCCAAAUCACCUCAAAUCCAAACCCCCGGCUCGUGGCAUGUUUGAUCCGAGUAAAGCGUUCCAACAUAAUAAGGAGAACAGGUACACUGAGACUGCAACACCUCUGAAAGAAGAAAAUCACACAGCAAAGAGAUUCAACUAGAUGACAUCGUCGAUAAUUGAGCUUUGUGUGCGUGCGUGCGUGCGUGCGUGCGCGCGUGCGUACGUUGAGGUUUAAAAAUCUUUUUUUGGUAUGCUUCUCCACUGUUUUGAUAGCAUUACAGUUCUAUAAUCUUUACUACACAGGGAUCGGGAUAGAGGACUUCUAUUUCUCAAAGAAAUGCUCAAGAAGUGUAUUUAGAAUGAUUAACAAAUGGUUAUUUUACUAACAAUCAAAAGUCUAAUGAGCUUUGUUAUAUUUUUAUUCAUGUAGAUGAGAUAGUUUAGUCUAGGGUAUUGGGGUGCAACAAUUUCUCUUGUAAAUAAAGUCACCUUUCAACACUUC